Molecule: messenger RNA, 1280 nt
Organism: Empidonax traillii (willow flycatcher)
Lineage: Eukaryota; Metazoa; Chordata; Aves; Passeriformes; Tyrannidae
Gene: GPR160
Product: G protein-coupled receptor 160
Exons: 2
Coding region: 173-1186 (337 amino acids)
Cellular component (GO): plasma membrane; signaling receptor complex
Source: RefSeq, a predicted model, not a curated record
ACAAGCGCAGCGUCCGGUCCAUGAAGACGAAACACGGAGGGAAUGAAGGCGUUGUGUGAGACCAAUCAGGUGCUGGAGGAUGGACCCGAGCCGAUGAGGAGCGAAGCGCUGAGCCCAGAGAUGAAGCAGUGUGCCCCGUGACACUCAUCUUUGCUGUUUCCACCACUGGAGGAUGGCUGGCAGACUCUGUGAAAAUGGUUCUGGUCAGCACCACUCCACCCACAUCAACCCACCUCUUGAAACCAGCUGCCUGUUGCUCCUGAUCAUGCUCGGAAAAGUCUCCCUCGAUUUCUUCACGCUGCACGUGAAGCCCAAAAACGUGAGAGUCAGUUUUAUGGGCUGCUUUUGCGCGUCGGUGGCGCUGCUCGAUCUGGCGCUGCUGCUGAUCUCGUGUUUCAUUUUCUGUUUGGAGGACUUUGCGCUCUGGGGGCUGCGCUUCACCCGCUACCACAUCUGCCUCUUCACCCAGCUCACCUCCCUCACCUGCGGCAUUCUGCACUACCCCGUGUACCUCCUCGCUGCUCUGGACCAUUACACCACCAUCUCCCACACGUCCCAGCUCCCCAAAAGAGGCCAGAAAUUACUGUACGUGGUUGCUGUGGUGGUUCUAUGGAUUUCAGGGUUUUUUUGGAUUCUCAAAGUUCCCGCUGUCUACGAAGAGCUGGAAAUUGAGAAGAGCGUCACUCCUUACCAGUGCCCUGUCUCUGGCAGCCUGCAGAGCUACUCCAUCUCGUGUGCCAUGGUGCUGCUCCUGGGCACUGCUCUCCUGGCUCGCUGGAGGGAGGUGGUGACCACCCUGCUGUCUGCCAGGCUCGUCUCUGUCUCCAGUCAGCCUGCUCUGAUCUUCCCCUACACGUCCAACACCACCGCCUGCUUCAAGUGGCAGCUCCUGACCAGGCUCCUCGUCUGCUUUCUUGGCACUUGGGCACCUUUGGUGGUUCUGCAGGUCCUGGUCGUGUUCCUGGGGGUGCAGAUCCCGGCCUACGUGGGCAUGAACGUGCCCUGGCUGUACUUCAUCAACAGCUUCCUCCUGGCAGCCGUGUGCUGGUGCCGGUGCCACGAGGCCGAGCUGGCAGAGGGCACGUGGAGCUCAGACCCGUUUGUCAGCUGGAAAUUCUGCUUUGUGCCGUUCGACAAUGAAAGCACGGAGCCAGCUGAUGAGGCGGGGGCGGUGAUUGUCUGUUAACGAGCUGCGGGCUGGGAAGGCUGCAGGAAGGGCGGGCUCUGAGGUUCUGUGGCUGGGUCCUUACAGACAACGCGGGGAAACAGCUCCAGAAACA